This is a messenger RNA of Peronospora belbahrii, 1509 nucleotides long. Lineage: Eukaryota; Oomycota; Peronosporomycetes; Peronosporales; Peronosporaceae. The record is from the annotation of a GenBank genome assembly.
AUGGACGUUUCUCAAUACAAUGAGCCUCCUGAUCUAUCAACGACUGACUCGAAAGCUUAUCACGAGCAAUUAAUUGAUGGACCUGUAAAGCUUUUUGUAGGUCAAGUACCACGAACAAUGGAAGAAAAUGAUUUACGUCCUGUGCUUGAAGUUUUUGGUCCACUGGAAGAUUUAGUCAUCAUUCGGGACAAAAUUACAGGCGCUCAUCGUGGUUGUGCGUUUGUUUCGUACUUUACGCACGAUGCCGCUGAAAAAGCUGUGCAUGAAUUGCAUAAUAAAGUGACAUUGCCUCAGAGUAUUAAUCCAUUGCAGGUUCGACCUGCUGAAGGACAGGCAGGUGCGUCUCAGGAGCAUAAAAUGUUUAUUGGGAUGAUUCCCAAGACAGCCGAUGAAGCAGCUAUUCGUGAAGUUUUUGAGGUUUUUGGCAGUAUUGAAGAAGUGUAUAUCCUACGCCAUCCAGCUACUGGACAAAGUAAAGGGUGUGCGUUUCUAAAAUUCAAGGAACGCUCAUCAGCACUUGCUGCUAUUGAAGAAGUCAAUGGAAAUGUUACGAUGGAGCGUGGAACGUCGCCGCUUGUGGUAAAAUUUGCUGACAGUCGUCGACAGCGUCUUCAGCGUGCACGGAACUUGGCUGCAGCAGCAAACGCUUACUGGCCGUUGCCUCCUGGAGCUGGCAUGGCUUUUCCGCAAUUGCAACAAUUGCAGCAGCAGUACAUGCAGCAGAUGCAGGCUUUUGGAGUACAGGCUGCUGCAGGGCUAAACCCGGUAAUAGCUGGUCUUGGUUCGCCUGUUGGAGCUGUUGCCGGUGGUGCGGGAAGUCCUACGAACUCGUUCAUGUACUACAACCCGUAUGGGUUUGCUGCUGGCGCGGCUGCUCCGUACGGAUUCGGCGGAAUGCCGAAUAUCAGCGGUGGUGCUGGCUUUGACAUGCAGUCGAGUGGCAUGGUUGCUGGAUUGGACAUGCAAAGCCAGAGUGGGGAAGGAGCAGCCAAUGCUUCGCGUACGAUUAGCCAACUUGAAGGUCCUACAGGCGCUAAUCUGUUCAUCUACCACUUGCCGCACGACCUGACGGAUGCUGAUUUAGCGACUGCAUUUGCGCCGUUCGGGUCUGUUAUCAGCGCCAAAGUGUAUAUGGACAAGAUUACGGGCGAGAGCAAGGGCUUUGGAUUUGUGAGUUAUGAUAGUGCGGACGCUGCCGAUGCGGCUAUUGCUAGCAUGAACGGGUUCCAGAUUGGCACCAAGCGGCUUAAAGUCCAACACAAGCGCAUUCAUCAGAGAAGCGACUACUUUGGCGGUGACUCGAAUAGCAGCCUCGGCGGUCAUGACGACGAUCUGGCGAGCAUUGAGUACCAUCAGCAGACUCACCAGGGCAUCCAUGGUCUGGAUGACGGUCUGCACUCGCACAGUGAUGAUAGCGACGCGACGUCUCUGAGCGAAGCCGCAGAAGUCAACAACGGCGUCGACACGUCACUAGACGAGGCCGUGCAGAACCUGCGCAUUGACGCGUAA